Cajanus cajan (pigeon pea) is the source of this 1166-nucleotide messenger RNA. Its product is annotated as trigger factor. The record is from RefSeq and is a predicted model, not a curated record. Lineage: Eukaryota; Viridiplantae; Streptophyta; Magnoliopsida; Fabales; Fabaceae.
UGUACCGAAGCCUGCACUUGAGUACAAUUGCAAACCCUGAGAAGAAGCAAAUCAAAGAAGCGAAGAGUGUGAGAAGAGAAAGGGACAGAAGAAGAAGAAAAUGGAAGACGUGAUGACAGAAGCAGCACCACCUUCAAGGUUCUUGGAAGAAGACCUAAACAUCUUCACAACCCCUUCUCCACCUCUCCCCAAACCCUUCCUCAUCUCCCAACCCCACACCCCUUCCCUCCUCAUCGUCGCCCUCCCCGCCCCCUCCCUCGCCCUCUUCCGCCGCCUCCGGAGCUCCACCCCCGCCGCCUCCCUCCUCCUCCCGGAGCUCCCCCUCUCCCGCCCCAACCACACCGCCGAUCUCUUCGCCCUCUCCCCCUCCGCCCUCCUCGCCGCCGUCCCCUUCCCCGUCCCCGCCCACCGCGCCCACGCCCUCGCCCGCGCCCUCCUCUCCGCCCGCAUGGCGCCUCGCUCCGUCCUCCUCCUCGACUCCCUCCAACCUCCCAACUUCCGCGGGAGCCUCUCGUCCGACGAAACGCUGGCGUUUAAGCUCGAGACCUCCGCCGAAAGGAAGAGCGCCGACGCCGAGAAGAUGCUCCCCGGGGUUCCGUAUUACCCUUCCGGCAGCGUCGUCGAUGGGCUCGGCGCCGCCAUUCUCGCGCGCUGCCAGGUGCUCAACGUGAGGGCCAGUUUGUGCGUUUCGUGGCCUCGCUUCGACGCGUCGGUGGUGUCGUUGGUUAAGGGUUUGCUCCAGCGCGGUGUGUUGCGUGGCUUUGAGUUUGAUUUGGGGGAUGAGGAUUUGAAAUUCGGGAGGAGUGAGGAUAGGGUUUUGCAUUCUGAGUUGUAUAUUUGAUUUUCGGAUUGUGUGAAUGUUUUGAUCCCUGGGGACUAGUUCAGUGUUUUAGGUUACUUUGUUUUGUUAUGGUUGUUGGUAAGUUGAUAAAUUAAUCUCUGGUUAUAGAUUUUACAUUGAAAUGUGUGUUUUGACUGGAGGAAUUGAUUCUUGUGAUUUGGCGAAGGGAUAGAUGGUUUCUGGUUGUGGUUGGUUUUAUUUUUUAUGGCUUUAUUGAUUUAUUUAAACUUGGCCAUGAAUUGCACAUUUGUAACACGGACAAAACUUAGAUGCAGUGCUUUUUAUGACUUUGAUGUUGUUAUAUAAUGUUGUUAUCUAAUUACAA